GCUUUUGUCGUCAGUGUUUAUUUCUGCACCUGUUUAUACAGGAUACGAACGCAGUGCCAUGUACUGCAAGGAAGGUUGUUAUUGAGGAAAAUCGCGCCACCAUGUUUCUCCUCUAAAAUGCAGAAAGUUGGGCGACCGUCCAAACGCUCCCGAUGCUUCUGUUAUUGAAUGAAUGUCAGAAUGAAGACCUUUCUUGUACAUUUUUGCCCAACCUAGACUCAGAUACCAACCGCCCAUCAGACGCUACGUUGACAUCUUAGGAAAUACUGUUAGAAAACACGUCCACUGGGAGACUGAGCAAAAUGGAACUUCAAAAACAACAAGCCCAAUUAAAGAGAUGCGAAAGUCUUCUAAAAGCAUGUUUCUUCCUGUACAUUGCGUUCAUGGCGUACAGUUAUGUAUUAACGAUGCCGGUUAGCUUGAAUCGUUUAGUUGGUUACAACAAGACUGAAGUUUCUCGGGAUGGAGUCGAAAACGUGUCUCUUAUUCAGCGCUCAGCACUCCCCAGAUACGACAACUUCGUUCCUUCGGAUUAUAACAAUCAGUCCUCACGAUUUUAUCAAACCUGGAACGUUGAAGCGUCGACCCUGUCAGUAAAGAAGCCGCCAGACCACAAGAAGAUCAUCAUUUGGAGCACGACUAAGAAAUGGCCGAGACCAAAGUCGAUACCUUGUUUCUCCAUGCCCCAGUGUGAAUUCAUCAAGAUUAAUAACAAAAAGCAACGAAGGAAGAUAGAUACAGAAGAUGCCGACGCCAUUGUCUUUCGAGGAGUGCAUGAUAUACCUGCAGUCUACCGCAACAGUCACUUUCCCAAGACUCGGCCUGAGCAUCAGAUUUGGAUAUAUUUUGCGUACGAACCCCCAACCAUCACAAGAGACUGGGACUUAAUUUCUUAUAAUGGCAUCUUUAAUUGGACCAUGUCCUACAGAAACGAUUCCGACAUUCUCGCGCCGUGGGGCCAUAUCACCCCGCUUUACAAAGCACUGGCUGGAAACCCGCCUCCUACAAACAAGGAUUACGCAAGAGAGAAAUCUAAGCUAGUCAUAUGGUAUGCGAGUUAUUGCUACAGAUAUUUGGACAGGUUUAGCUACGCUCGUGAGUUGAUGCAGUACAUCCGGGUGGAAGUUUUUGGAGCAUGCGGAAAUGUGAGUCGCUCUUGUAAGAAGGAUAGAAAAGACUUGUCAUGCUUAAGGGAUCAUAUACGCCCGUACAAGUUCUAUUUGGCAUUUGAAAACUUCAGAUGCGUGGAAUACAUAACGGAAAAGUUCUGGCACAAUUCCCUUGAUUACGAUGUCGUUCCAGUCGUACUCGGCGCUCAAAAGGGUGACUAUGAGAGAGUUGCUCCACCGAACUCUUUUAUCCAUGUUGAUGACUUCGGAUCCCCAGAGGCAUUGGCAAACUAUCUGAAGUAUCUGGACCAGAACGACGAUGAGUAUAACAGAUAUUUUGCAUGGAAAACCGCUCCUCCAAAAAACCUCCCCGACUACGAGUCUAGAUUCUGUGAAGUCUGUAAGAAACUCCUGCAGGUGUCCCGGACGGAGAGAAAGGUGUACACGGACUUAGACAGGUGGUGGAGAGGCGAGAACUACGAGUUCUGUCAGCCGAUGAUGUGGGUUGGCGAGAAACAUAGCAAACCAGAGUAUGCAGCGCGUUUUCGCUAAUAUCUGAGUGUGUAUUCAAUACGUCGCACAAAGAAAGCUUACAGGCCAGGGAGAAAACACCAAAUAAAGGUGGCAACGCUUAUGUACAGAUUGAAAUAAAAUAGAAUAGAAAAUUUA
Messenger RNA from Branchiostoma floridae (Florida lancelet), 1778 nucleotides. RefSeq names its product alpha-(1,3)-fucosyltransferase 7-like. The record is from RefSeq and is a predicted model, not a curated record. Bases 303 to 1661 code for a protein of 452 amino acids. Gene Ontology annotation, molecular function: alpha-(1->3)-fucosyltransferase activity. NCBI's taxonomy places the organism in Eukaryota, Metazoa, Chordata, Leptocardii, Amphioxiformes, Branchiostomatidae. Gene Ontology annotation, cellular component: membrane. The transcript is spliced from 2 exons.